AUGGAGAACAAAAGUGAAUUAUUGAUAAAGAGAGGUAAAGGAGGGUGCCCUACAAGGCUCCAAAAACAUGCACCAGCCUCUCUAGACAUUCAUAUGGUUCUUAAUGAACGUCCCUCUAACCCUUUUGGUGAUCCUUCAAGGGCUAUUCCAUUAUUAUCACCACUUAUUUUAUCUCCAAAGCCAUUAAUCUAUGCAGACAUUGCCCUUCAAGCUCUUAAAUCAGAGGAUAGCAUAGAUGAGGGUAGUAGUAGUUCAUCAUCUUCGACGCCGGGAUCAAAAGGGUGGGAACAUCCAGCAAUUGCUUCAUAUCCAAGUCCAUCUUCUUUGUGUAGUUUCUUCCAAAACCAAUGUGUUUUCGUCAACAAUGCCCAAUGA
Molecule: messenger RNA, 375 nt
Organism: Trifolium pratense (red clover)
Lineage: Eukaryota; Viridiplantae; Streptophyta; Magnoliopsida; Fabales; Fabaceae
Exons: 1
Coding region: 1-375 (124 amino acids)
Source: RefSeq, a predicted model, not a curated record